AUGGCAUCUCAAGGCGUUCUUGACCAGAUUCGCGAUUUGCAAUCAUUUAUAGAUGAUUUUGCUGCUGAAGCAGGUACAAAUAGUGUACCAGGAACACCAACAUCCAUGGACAAAGAGGAUGAAAAGACGCAAAUCGAGCCACCCAUCAUCCACCAAAAGCCCAAUGAAAAGACAGAGGAUGAGCAGCUUCAACCGCAGCAAGAAAAGACGCUGGUGGAGCAGGAAAGAGAACCCACCACAUCAUCAUCAUCAACAAAAACCGAGACAGAGCCGCUCUCCAUCUUGUCCUAUGACCUGAAUUUAUCCGAUGAUUUCUCAUCACUGGUAGAUCAGUUUAAGGACCUCAAAGUAUCUCCUAUAGAAAUCAAGAAAUUGCAGCAGCAGAAUGUGUUGCAAGACCAGGUUGAGAAGAUGGAGGAGGAAAAGGUACAAUUGGAUCCAGUCAUUAUAUCUGUUUCGGACAAGAAACUGCCCUCUUUCACCACAGCAACGAGAUCAAGAAGAACAUCCGUCUCGAGCAAAAGAUCUCAAAAGUCAUCCAAGAGCUCCAAGAGCGCCAGACGACUACAAAAUGAAAAGAAGCAAUUCAAGCAGCAUCAAUCAGCAGCAGGGACAGAAUCACCUACACCUCAGCCACAAAAAUACAUUCAGCGAUCUUUUGAUGAGAUGAUGCGUAUACCUGACAUUUACGAACGAUUAGCAUUUUACGAAAAGACCUUGGAUCUUUGUCUUAAAGCGGAAUCACCCAUCGCUUCUUGGUGUAAAUCAAAUCAACAAAAGGGUAAACCCGAGCCAUUAUUAGAAGGUUAUGUACCACCUGCGAGACUCUUAUCCCCCGAAAUGCCCCAUCACAAUGAUUUUGGAAGCAUGAGCUCUACAUUCAGUGGAUCCAUAUCCAUGUUUUUGAAGAAGGCGACCAUCAGCACACCCUCCAUGCCGAAGCGGCAUUUACCGGUGGACCAUAAUGGCUAUGGAACACCGUAUAUUCAGAGCAGCAACAGCAGCAGCAUUUUUGGAAGAUCCAUUAGCCGUUUGAAUUUAUCUCGAUCUACGCAAAUUCCUCGGUACGACCAACCAAUCGCCUCACCACUGUCUCACAGAUUCCAUCCUAAAAACAAGGUCUACAACAAGAAAUCAGGCCUGCAAAAGCAGCAGCAAGUGGCAGGCUUGUCUCCUCUGUCGAUCGACUAUUCCUCAUCUUCAUCUACCUAUACAGCUACACCCCGAUCCACGUCUAGCACACCGACCUCAUUCGGCAGCAUGUCCACCAUCAAUAGUCGCAGUGAAUCCACAACCAUCAAUGCAGAACUCGCUUACAUGAUGAACGUGUUGCCACAGAUUGAUAUGCGUAUACUACAAAAUGCGCUGAAUGAAGCUAAGGGAGAUCCGAUGGUAGCUAUAUCCAUUGCUGUGAGUGCGAAUAAACAACGAUCCAAUGAGUCUCCAACCGCUCCCGGUGUAAAAUCCAUCAAGACUCGUGCAAGCAGCGGCAAGAAACGCUAUGGCAGCAGAGUGUAA
Mucor velutinosus is the source of this 1518-nucleotide messenger RNA. RefSeq lists its product as uncharacterized. The transcript has 3 exons. Lineage: Eukaryota; Fungi; Mucoromycota; Mucoromycetes; Mucorales; Mucoraceae. Bases 1 to 1518 code for a protein of 505 amino acids. The record is from RefSeq and is a predicted model, not a curated record.